CACAUGAUCCCUCUAAUGUCAGAGCAUCUCUCUCUCUCUCUCUCUCUCUCUCUCUUCUCUUUUAGCUUUUCUUCUUUACUUAUUUUUGCCUUUGUUCUUUGCAAGAAGUUACCCUCCUUCUUUAUCCCAUUUUCCCUUUAUUCCCUGGAUUCUCCUUGUGUGUUCAUAAACAAUAUUAAUUCCUUCACUCAUCUCUGAUCUCAAACCCCAACAACACAGUUUUUUUUUUCUUGUUUGUUUUCCACAUGAUAUGAUCAAAGUUUAAGUUUCAUUGGAAGAGAAGAGAAGAAAAAAAUGCCAUCUCCCGGUUCAGAAGUAAGUGGGGUUGUUGAUUGCAAGCCUCACAGCUACUCUAUGUUGCUGAAAUCAUUUGUGUCAUCAGAUCAUCAGAUGCCUCAUCUUCCUCCUCAACAUCACUACAACCAGAACCAGCUUGAAGAUUUGCUCUCUAGACUUGAAGGAGAGAGACUCAAAAUUGAUGCUUUCAAACGUGAACUUCCUCUUUGCAUGCAACUUUUAACCAAUGCUUUGGAGACUUCUAGGCAGCAGCUCCAAGGCUGCAGAGCAAACAACAACAACAAUAAUCAAAGUGGAACAAAACCAAUUCUUGAAGAGUUCAUUCCCAUAAAACAAUCAACCUCAGAAGGCUCAGAAACCAUAUCAAACAUUUCUGAUAAGGCAAAUUGGAUGACAUCUGCCCAACUUUGGAGCCAAGCAACAACAACAACAACACCAAAUGAUGAAACGAAACCAAAUCUUUCCUCUUCAAAAGAAGCCAACAAGAACAAUUCUGAAGAAGUUGGUUUCGAUUUGGGUAAUUUUGAAGCAAAACUUCAUAGAAAUAACAACAAUAAUAAUGGGAUUAUUGGUGGAGCUUUUCUUCCAUUCUCAAAAGAUAGAAAUUUGUGCAACACCCAAAAUUCUACAACUAUUGCCACCACUGCUCAGCUCCCGGAUUUGGCCCUCGCCGCCGCCGGCUGUGGAGAUCAAGAAAUUAACGAGUGUGUUAAUUCCGAUCAUCACCAGCCGGAAAAUAAUAAUUUGCUGGCCGCCGGCGAGGGGCAGACGACGAGUAAUAAUAUUUCGACUCCGGCGGCGAAUAAUAACAAUAACAACUCCACAAAUCAGACUCACCGGAAGGCUAGGAGGUGCUGGUCGCCGGAUUUGCACAGGAGAUUUGUUAAUGCUCUUCAAAUGCUUGGUGGUUCCCAAGUUGCCACCCCAAAGCAGAUCAGGGAGCUGAUGAAGGUUGACGGUUUGACCAAUGAUGAGGUUAAAAGCCAUUUGCAGAAAUACAGGUUGCACACAAGAAGGCCUAGUCCAAGCCCACAAGCCGCCGGAGCUCCGGCGCCGCAGCUAGUCGUCUUAGGAGGCAUCUGGGUUCCACCGGAGUACGCCACGGCGGCGGCGGCGGCGGCGCACGGCGGAGCUCCCGCCCUCUACGGCCCACACCCAACUUCCUACUGUGCACCACCGGUGCACCAAGAUUUCUAUCCACCGGCGCCGGCGCUGCCGCACCACCAGCUCCACCAGCAGUUGCACAUGUACAAGGCCGCCGCCGCCCAGGCCCAAAGCUCGCCGGAAUCCGAUGGACGGGGAAACGGAGACCGCUCCGAGAGCAUUGAGGACGGCGGCAAGUCGGAAAGCGGCAGCUGGAAAGCUGAGAGCGGCGGCGGAGGAGAGAGAAAGGGGAACUUGGCGGCGCUGAGGCAAGAGGGAGAGGAAAGCAAUGGAAGUGAAAUUACACUCAAAUUCUGAGGCUAAUUGAGUAAUUAUCAUGUGAUUAGGCUUUUAGACUAAUUAAUUUUAAGAGUUUAAUUAGAAUUAUAUAUUAGAGAGAGAGAGUCUUUUUUUUCCUUCUCUUUUUAAUUCUAUGUGAUUUUCAUAUCUAAUUAAUUCUUAUUUAACUUUUGGACCAAAAAUAUUUGAUGAUAUACUAAAGAAAGUGUAAACGGGAGUAUAAUAUAAAAAUAAAAGCGCCCUGAGUGUUUGUUCUC
Molecule: messenger RNA, 1997 nt
Organism: Momordica charantia (bitter melon)
Lineage: Eukaryota; Viridiplantae; Streptophyta; Magnoliopsida; Cucurbitales; Cucurbitaceae
Product: Homeodomain-like superfamily protein
Biological process (GO): regulation of DNA-templated transcription
Molecular function (GO): DNA binding; DNA-binding transcription factor activity
Source: RefSeq, a predicted model, not a curated record